AUGGGUUCUCCAAGUAACCCUCCCCUCGAAUCUCCUUCGCCUGCUCUAAAGAGGAGGCUCGUCCAGCCGGACGAGGGCUCGGUCGCCGCCCUCAUGGCGUCGCUUGUCUGUCGCAAGACCUUGGACCCGGUCGCAGUCCACUACAAGAUAGGAAAGAAGACCAAUGUCUUCCUUCCCGAUAUCUUACAAGCCCCGACCCAGCUUGUGAUCGGUAGUGCCGAAGAGCACUCCAGGUGGCUGCAGCUGGGCGACCUCCAACCUGGGGCGCCGCUCGAGCAAGCCGUCGCCGCUCUUGGCAAGGUCCAAGAAGAGGAAACGAGGAAGAGGUGGGGAGCCGCUGGAGCGAGGCGAUCGCUGCGCAGUGGCAGCAAAGCGCAAACGUUGAUGUACAAAUGA
Microbotryum saponariae is the source of this 396-nucleotide messenger RNA. Lineage: Eukaryota; Fungi; Basidiomycota; Microbotryomycetes; Microbotryales; Microbotryaceae. The record is from the annotation of a GenBank genome assembly.